Melopsittacus undulatus (budgerigar) is the source of this 2511-nucleotide messenger RNA. It is a transcript of the gene ARL14EP, whose product is annotated as ARF like GTPase 14 effector protein. The coding region runs from base 400 to 1182 and encodes 260 amino acids. NCBI's taxonomy places the organism in Eukaryota, Metazoa, Chordata, Aves, Psittaciformes, Psittaculidae. Gene Ontology annotation, cellular component: intracellular membrane-bounded organelle. The record is from RefSeq and is a predicted model, not a curated record. The transcript has 5 exons.
UUCCGUGUGACCGCCCCACAGCGGCUGGUAGUCGCCCUUCACGUUCUCUUGGAGCCGCUUCUCGGGUUCUCCACUCCGCAGGGUGGACGCAGGCCCGGUCGUGGCCGCUCCGGGAACGUGGGAGGCGAGUGCUGGCGUCCCGGUCAGCGGCCAGGCAAUGUUGCUGAUCAACAGCUGAAGACAUCAGUGUUAUUCGCAUUGUUCCCAGACUGAAGCCAAAACACAGCACUGCACCAGCUACUAAGAAGAAAAUUAACUCUAUCCCAGCUGCAACCAGGCAUUCUGAAGCUUUUUCCAAGAAUACUUACAAAACAAGGUGAUCUUCAUAGAAAAUACUAAAGACUUCAAAGGAUUCACUUUGGGCAAAAUAAGCAAAUUAAGUUGUUCUGAAAAAGUAAAAUGGAUGCUUGUUCAGUCGGAGUUCAACUUCAAACUACCAAUGAAUGCCAUAAGACAUAUUACACCCGUCACACUGGUUUCAAAUCUAAGCAAGAUCUGUCUUCAUCUGACCUACUGUUACUUCAGCUUAGGACUGGAAUAACCCUUUCAGAGAACAAUACAAUCUGCUUCCACCAUGCAAAAAUUUACAUUGAAAGAUUUGAAGACUUGCAGAAGUCAUGUUGCGAUCCCUUCAAUAUACACAGAAAACUAUCAAAGAAAAACUUGAGAGCAAUUGACUUGGAUGAUGCAACUUUUCUAAGUGCCAAGUUUGGAAGGCAGUUUGUACCUGGUUGGAAGCUUUGUCCCAAAUGCAUGCAGAUAAUAAAUGGAAGUGUGGAUGUUGAAUCUGAAGAUCGCCAAAGACGAAAACUUGAUUCAGAUGGGCGUACUGCUAAGGCAUUGAAGUCUCUACAGUUUGCUAAUCCAGGCCGACAGACUGAAUUCACUCCUGAGACCAGCAAGAGGGAAAAAAGAAGGCUGCAAACAAAAAAUGCGACAUUUAAUUCAGACAGGCAAGUUUUACCAGCCAAGAGUAAAGUCUAUGACAGCCAAGGACUACUGCUUUACAGUGGGAUGGACCUCUGUGAUUGCCUGGAUGAAGACUGCCUUGGAUGCUUUUAUGCUUGCCCCAAGUGUGGCUCCAACAAGUGUGGAGCUGAAUGUCGCUGUGACCGCAAGUGGCUGUAUGAGCAAAUCGAGAUAGAAGGAGGAGAAAUAAUUAAAAAUAAGCAUGCUGGUUAGAGUAUAUGCACAUUAAUUAUGCUGAGUAUAUAUUCUAUGCUUUGAUUAAACACAGCACAUUUGUCAGUGAUUUACUGAAAGCCAUUGGAAUUUAUCACAAUCCAUGUGAUUAAUAUGCUCACUUUCACAUUUAUUUUCAGUAUGAUUAUGGAGAUAAUUGUACUACUGUAUUUUUACACUUCAUUCUACCUUGUACUCGGUCUUGUUAGUCACCCAAGUAAUCUCUCAUCACAUAGUCUUUCACUGUAUGUAGGUAUAAGGGGCUAAAUUUUCAUGUGGUAUAUCCUGAGCCACUCAUUUGUCUCAUACACUGUUUUGUAGAAUGCACCAUCUCUCACAUACCACUCCUUUUUCAUUCUCUAGUUCAGGAUCUCAUGGUCUUGAAUCUUCUAUGUGAAACACUCUUAAGAGUUCUCAAUUUACAUGCGGUAUUAUUAAAAAUCUCUCCAGCAUUAAUAGUGAAUGCUUCUAUAGAGUAUCUAUGAUUUUAUCCCAGCUAUAGCUGAUAAAUUCAAUCCUGCUCACUUAAACAGAUUCAAAGGCAUUUAGGCAUUCAGAUUCCAUCCAAAUUACAGGGAUUUGAGAUAAAGUUAUCCCUAUAAUACAAGCCUCAUUGUUGAAGUGUUUAAAUUAGCAUAUUUUCAGUGCCUCGACAAUUUGAAGUAUUUGACUAUGGUACUGAUUUGUUGAUUUCUAACACAAUUGAGAUAAGUUUUCUGUAUUUGUUAUCAGUCUGUAUUUAGACUGGACUAACUGGUACUUCAACAGCCUUCUCCCCUCUUUUACUUUGUACUUGUUUUUAAGGUAAAGGUUUGUAUGCAGCUGAAAUGCAUUCAAGUGUCUGUUCCCCAACUAAGAAUACCAGACUGCUACAAAAAAACACCCAAACGUUUGAAUUUAAAUUUUGUUUGGUUGAUGCAUUAUCUACCUGCAGAACAUGAAAAUUUUACAAUAUAACGUGAUUUAUGUAGAGCACUUUCUAACUGAAAUCUUAAGUAUUAUUCUCCACUAUUUUUGUUGUGUUUUGCAUAAAUUCUGUAUUUUUAUGAUAGACUUGGAAGAUAUUCAUGUUUAUUAGGUCACAUUUAUUCAAGAAUACUGUUAACUAUUGAUUUCUGAAGACUUAGUAAGCCUUAGUAGGUACUCCAGUGGGUAAAGCUGUAUAAUCUUGCUGUUUGUUUAGAGUGGAUUUUUUUCUGAUAAGUCUCAUGAAGUUUAUACCAUGAAAAUCUGAAGUAAUGCUUUGAGUUACACUGACAUCUGCUGGUCCUAGUGCAGUGUAAGCAUCUCUUUUUACUACAUUUUUAUUAAAUCUGCUGCAAAAAUAAA